Molecule: messenger RNA, 483 nt
Organism: Meloidogyne enterolobii
Lineage: Eukaryota; Metazoa; Nematoda; Chromadorea; Rhabditida; Meloidogynidae
Source: the annotation of a GenBank genome assembly
AUGUUUUUCACAUUAUUUACUAUAUUCCUGAGCAUUAUUACGCUUAAAAGUGUUAGUUCUCAAUGGGAUCCAGGAAUGGGUGGAGGAGGUAUGGGAGGUGGCGGUGGUGGUGACAUGGGAGGUGGUGGUAUGAUGAUGGGUGGAGGAGGAAUGGGUGGUGGAAUGCCUGAUGGAGGUGGAGGAAUGAUGAGUGGCGGUGGAGGGAUGAUGGGAGGGGGAGAUAUGAGCGGUGGUGGUGGAAUGAUGGGAGGUGGAAUGGGUAUGGGAGGUGGGAUGCCUGAUGGAAAUAUGGGAAUGAGCGGUGGAGGGAUGGGUAUGGGAUAUGGUGGAGGAAUGUCCGGAGGUGGUAUGCCCGAUGGAGGUAUGGGUGGUGGUAUGUCUAUGGGUGGUGGAGACAUGAACGGAGGAGGCGGAAUGGGGAUGGGUGGAAUGAGCGGUGGAGGUGGUCCAGGCGGUGAUAUGGGCGGUAGUUAUCCUAGCUAG